GCACUUUUGUUCACAGACGUGUGACUGGCAAAAUUUUAUUAACAAAUGUAUUAUGUUUGGACGGAUUAAGAUUGAAAAAGCUGAAAAAAGACUUAAAAUACAACCCAUAGAAAAUGAAUGCAAUGAUCUAUAUCAUUCAGUCAUUGACAAAAAGGUCAAUAUGGGGCCUUUGCCAUCUCAGCUUCAAGUUCCAGGUAUUAAAAGAAAUAGAUCUUACAAUACUUUGAAGCAAGAAUUUGAUCUUUUUGAUGUUGCUGAUUUUGCAAAAGCUGGUGUUGAGGCAAUCAUUGAAGAUGAAGUUACUAAACGGUUUUCAGCUGAGGAGUUACCAUCUUGGAAUCUGUUGACAAGAACUAACAAAAAUUAUGGUUUUGUGAGUUUUAGGCUGUCCAUUUUAUGGGGUGUUGGUUGCAUUUUGCGUUACUGUAUUCUGCUACCUGUAAGGUUAUUUAUAACUGUUAUUGGAGUUGGAUGGCUUAUUAUUUGUACUACUAUUAUUGGCUACAUACCAGAAGGAAGGUUCAAAAAGUGGUUAUAUUGGCAUGUGAGUCUGAUGUGUUUCAGAAUUUUAGCUCGUUCCUUUUCAGCAAUUGUUACAUAUCAUAAUAGGGAAAAUAGAGCUAAAGGAGGGGGAAUAUGCGUUGCCAAUCACACUUCUCCUAUUGAUGUGGUGAUACUUGCUUGUGACAACUGCUACGCACUGGUUGGGCAAAAGCAAGGAGGCUUUUUAGGAAUUCUUCAGAGGGCCCUUGCACGUGCUACUUCUCAUGUGUGGUUUGAGCGAUUUGAAAUGAAAGACAGAGCACUUGUCACAAGAAGAUUAAAGGAACAUUGUGAAGAUGCUGAAAAAUUGCCUAUCUUAAUAUUUCCUGAAGGCACCUGUAUAAAUAACACAUCUGUGAUGAUGUUUAAGAAAGGAAGUUUUGAAGUUGGUGGUACCAUAUAUCCAGCAGCAAUCAAAUAUGAUCCUAGGUUUGGUGAUCCAUUCUGGAACAGUAGCAAACAAGGUUAUGUGCAUUAUUUGUUGAUGAUGAUGUCUUCAUGGGCCAUUGUCUGUGAUGUUUGGUACCUCCCUCCAAUGACAAGACAGGAAGGUGAAAAUGCAAUUGAUUUUGCAAAGAGAGUCAAAAGUAUUAUAUCAAGACAAGGAGGUUUAGUUGACCUUGAAUGGGAUGGACAGUUAAAACGCGUGCAAGUAAAGAAAGAAUGGAAAGAACUGCAGCAACAAGAAUAUAGCCGAAAACUUAUGGUUGAUGAAGUUAUUUUAAACACCUAGAAAAGGACCUCAAAUAAAAUCAUUUCUGUGUGCUAAAUUAUCAAAGAGCUUUAUCAAAACAUUUUGUGAUAAUUUUGAGUGUACCGAUAUUUUUGUCUUAUAUAGAUUCAAUAUUCAUUUGUGGUUCAGUUUUAUUUAAAAGGCUGAACUGUAAAAUUAAAUGGUUUGUAAGUGUUACACUUUUAUUAAAUGUUGAAUGAUUACAUGUACACAAGUUUUUAAUUCCUGUGUAACAUAACAUUCCUUUGUAAACAUAAAUAUAUUUAUAAUACACUUUUAAAGAUAUAUAUUUAAAUUAAAAUAAAAUAUAAAAAUAUAUUUGUCUUUAGGUAUUAAAUGCAAUUCAGUAUUUUAAAAUAAUAAUGUUAUGCUGUAAUAUUUUAUGAGUAUUUACAAAAUGUGUCUGUUUAGGGGAUUAAAAACAUUUUUUAAAUAAUUACUUUUGUAUUUUGUCACAUUGGUUAACUUCAUAAUGAGUCAAUAUAUCAGUCACUUUUUAAUUAAUUAAUAUUUAAUGUAGUUGCUAAUGUCUUUCACCAAUAAAUUUAAAUAGGUAAUAUCUUGAUUGGCAAUUCAUUUUUCAGAUGAUCUUAAAUAAGAGUGUUUUAAUGUUUCUCCAUUUUAAAAUCAAUCAACUGAAAUCAGAACUACUUGUCAAAGAUGUGAGUGAAACUGAUUUAAAUGGACGUCUGUGGUUUGAUUACCAAAAGAGCUUACAUAACUGUUUCUUAUGAUUAUUAAAAUAAAUAAAGAAUAAUGCAGUUAUCAGUUAGUAUACAUAUAUAGUCCUUAUCAAAAUAUACUAUUUACGUAUAUUUGAAAAAAUUGAAAAGCUUAUAUUAUUAAAAUAUGAACAAUCAGCAUAUAUUAUUAAACUAUGUGAACAGUAAAAUUUUAAAAAUGUAGGGGUUUAUUUUUUGAAAAUAUUAUUAAUGUAGAAAUAUAUUAAUCUAUCUGUCAUUUAAGUAUCGAAUGAAAGGAUAAAAGAAAAACUGUAAAAAGAAUGAUAAUGGAUCUGCCUAUUACCGACCCAUCCAUAUGAUGUGUGCUUUAUUUAAAAAUCUAUGUGCUUUAUUUAAAAUCUGAUGUGCUUUAUUUAGUGUGAAUGGGAUCCAAGCUAAGGGAAACCAUGUCAACUUGAGUCAAGUAAAAAGAUAUUUAAAUUUUGUUUCAAGACAAGAAAGAGUUUUUUUAUAUUGAAAGAAGCAAAUCAUAUCUUUUGUGAUUUGUGAUUAUUAACAAUAUAAAUUUAUUGAUAACAUAAAUGUAUUUUAUUACUGUAAAUAAAUAGACAAAAGCAUGAAAGCUAUAAACCUUAAGAAAUAUUUCUGUAAGAUGAAAAUUUCUAUACAUUUCCAAUGGGAAUUUCGAAUGAAAAACAGAGUACAGAUUUUUAAAUUUGAACCAGUUGCCAAACAUACAUGAAUUCAAAGAAAAGUUUGUAGAAGUUCUAAAAAUUUGUUAAAAAGUAAUCAUAAUGAUUGUUGAAAAAGAUAAUAAAUGCUUUUUUGUGUUA
Stegodyphus dumicola is the source of this 2792-nucleotide messenger RNA. RefSeq names its product glycerol-3-phosphate acyltransferase 3-like. Gene Ontology annotation, biological process: triglyceride biosynthetic process. NCBI's taxonomy places the organism in Eukaryota, Metazoa, Arthropoda, Arachnida, Araneae, Eresidae. The record is from RefSeq and is a predicted model, not a curated record. Gene Ontology annotation, cellular component: endoplasmic reticulum. Gene Ontology annotation, molecular function: glycerol-3-phosphate O-acyltransferase activity.